This is a messenger RNA of Acaromyces ingoldii, 1942 nucleotides long. RefSeq names its product phosphoglycerate mutase-like protein. Gene Ontology annotation, molecular function: acid phosphatase activity. NCBI's taxonomy places the organism in Eukaryota, Fungi, Basidiomycota, Exobasidiomycetes, Exobasidiales, Cryptobasidiaceae. The transcript has 2 exons. The coding region runs from base 48 to 1898 and encodes 616 amino acids. The record is from RefSeq and is a predicted model, not a curated record.
UGCCCGUUCAACUUGGUCCUGGUCCUGGUCCUGGGACUGAUUCACCGAUGUCGACGGCAGCAACACGGCGAUAUUCUGCGUCUUCCGACGGGUCUGACGCUGUCGAAAGGGAAGCGCUGAUCCUGCACAGGCUAGAUACAGAGCCAAAGACGGCAUCGUCAGCAGCGGCCCGAGGUUCAUACAGAGACGCAGACGCGUCUGCGGAUGAUGACGACGAGAUCGCACUGCCCUCGAGGCCAGGCGACGAGGAACAAGGGCUCGACAAGACUGGCCGACCCGAGUGGCUCAAAGACGGACUCGCGGCGGGGAAACGGUCCCUCCGGCUCCGCAUCUUUUUCUUCCUCGGCAUCGGCCUGCUCCUCUUGCUCCUCUUUCUUUUUGUCUUUUCCUCGUCGGGCGGCGGCGGCCUGAAGAAGGCUUACAAAUGGGCAGGAGACGUCUGGAGAGACGGAGAUGCGGAAGCUGAAGGCGGGUCGCCAUGGGAGUUCCCUAUCGAUGUGGGGUAUCCAGGCCCUACCGCCACAGGAAAGGCGCCAAAGCUGGCCGAUGAGGACAUCCCGACGCCCUCGCCUUCGCGCGGCAGCUCUCCCAUUCAGACCUACACGCCUGAGCUGCCCAACUUCGAUCUCUUCAAACACAUGGGACCUCUGACUCCCUACACGUCGGCCCCCGACUUUGGCCCUUCUUCUGCGCGCUACCGGGCGCUUACCGGGUCAUGCCACGUUGAUAGGGUCCACAUCCUCCACCGCCACGGCUCUAGGUACCCGACAAGCGAUUCGAGUGCUUAUCUGGUGCCCAAUCUCAUUGCAAAGAACGCCGGCAAGCUCAAGUUUUCGGGACCGCUCGACUUCUUAAACAGCUACGAUCCACACCGGCUUGGAAAAGAGCUGCUAGUGCCCUUGGGAAGGCAGCAGCUGUACGACAGUGGCGUUCUCCAUGCUGUCGAGUACGGCAAGUUGGCCGAGCAAGACAUGCAAAAGCAUAAGCGCCUGUUCGUCAGGACUGGCAGCCAGCAGCGUAUCGUCGACAGCACAAUUGCUUUUCUGCAGGGCAUGUGCGGCGCCAAGUGGCACAGCAUGACCGACGUCGAGGUUCAGAUCGAAGCGCCCGGCUUUAACACAACGCUGGCACCUAACUUUGCAUGCCCGGCCUCGGCCAGGCCAGACACGGCUCCGGGCUUCCGAUGGAACAAGGACUGGACACAGGACUACCUUCGCUCUGCCGUCGAUCGCCUCAAGGGCCACGUACAGGGUCUGGAGCUGAACCAAGAUCACCUCUACUCGAUGCAGCAGCUCUGCAGCUACGACACGGUUGCCUUUGGACGGAGCGACUUCUGCGGCCUCUUUACCCAGCAGGAGUGGCUCGACUACGAAUACGCAUGGGACCUGGCCUUUUACGGCGGCUACGGGCCGGGUGCCACCGUGGGCAAGGCGCAGGGCGUCGGCUGGCUCAACGAAUUCAUGAGCCGACUGACAAAAACAAAAUGGGACGAGAGCACGCAGACGACUGAGAAUCGAACCCUGAACACCAACGAGCGAGCGUUUCCCGUCGAUCGCAACUUCUACGCCGACUUCACCCACGACUCCACCAUUGCAGGCGUACUCGCCGCAAUGAGCCUGCCCGACUUUGAGCACCCGAUGCCAGUCCACCAGCCCGAUCGGCAGCGCAAAUAUCGCACCUCGACGCUGGUGCCCUUUGGCGCCCGCCUUGUCUUUGAAGAGAUUAGUUGCGCGGCAGAGGGAUACGUCAGGAUGCUCCUCAAUGAGGCCAUUGUCCCUCUCGAUCAGCUCCCCCACUGCCAGUCGCGAGUCGACGGUCUGUGCGCGCGCGAAGACUUCAUCAAGUCGCUUGAGUCUCGAAACGUCAACGCUCAAUGGGCGAAUUGCACGGCCGAUUAGUUUAGCACUUUGUAUUUGUACAGUAGUAGUAGUAGUAGUGAUAC